This is a messenger RNA of Neltuma alba, 1740 nucleotides long. RefSeq names its product cysteine proteinase RD21A-like. The coding region runs from base 43 to 1446 and encodes 467 amino acids. Gene Ontology annotation, biological process: proteolysis. The record is from RefSeq and is a predicted model, not a curated record. Gene Ontology annotation, molecular function: cysteine-type peptidase activity. Lineage: Eukaryota; Viridiplantae; Streptophyta; Magnoliopsida; Fabales; Fabaceae. The transcript is spliced from 5 exons.
CUCUGGAUCUUCUUCCUCUUUCUCGGAAAAUAUCACAGCAAAAUGGGUUUGUCUAGAUCGUCGUUGGCCAUGAUACUGCUGGUGUUCAUGGUCUUCUCCGUUUCUUUGGCCUUGGACAUGUCCAUAAUCUCCUACGAUCGAACCCACCCCGAUAAGUCAACCGGGAGGACGGAUGAUGAGGUCAUGGCAAUAUACGAGCACUGGCUUGUAGAACAUGGCAAGGUCUACAAUGCCCUGGGCGAGAAAGAGAAGAGGUUCGAGAUUUUCAAGGACAAUCUCAGGUUCAUCGACGAGCACAACGCUGAGAAUCGGACCUACAAAGUCGGGCUGAACCGAUUCGCCGAUCUUACCAACGAGGAGUACAGGGCCAAGUACCUGGGAACCAAGAUCGAUCCCAAGAGGAGGAUUUCCAAGGCCAGGAGCAACCGUUAUGCUCCACAUGUCGGCGACGAACUGCCGGAAUCUGUUGAUUGGCGGAAGGAAGGUGCGGUCGUCCAAGUCAAAGAUCAAGGAAGUUGCGGGAGUUGCUGGGCAUUCUCAACCGUAGCUGCAGUGGAAGGAGUAAACAAGUUAGUGACAGGCGAUCUAAUUUCACUAUCUGAGCAAGAACUGGUGGAUUGUGAUACAAAAUAUAACGAAGGGUGCAAUGGGGGAUUAAUGGACUAUGCCUUUCAGUUCAUCAUCGACAAUGGGGGUAUUGACACCGAAGAGGAUUAUCCUUACCGUGCUGUUGAUGGCCAGUGCGACCCAUAUAGGAAAAAUGCAAAAGUCGUGACAAUUGAUGGCUAUGAGGAUGUUCCUGCCAAUGAUGAGAAAGCCUUGAAAAAAGCUGUUGCAAAUCAACCAGUGAGCGUUGCAAUUGAAGCAGGCGGCAGGGAAUUUCAGUUAUAUGUAUCUGGUGUAUUUACGGGAAGAUGUGGUACAGAAUUAGACCACGGAGUUACCGCUGUUGGAUAUGGCACAGAAAAUGGGGUGGAUUACUGGAUUGUGAAGAACUCCUGGGGAUCGAGCUGGGGAGAGGAAGGGUAUAUUAGAAUGGAGCGUAAUGUGGCCACAACCAAUACCGGCAAGUGUGGCAUUGUGAUGGAGGCCUCCUAUCCUACAAAGAAAGGCCUAAAUCCCCCAAACCCGGGACCAUCUCCUCCUUCACCGGUGAAGCCACCCACUGUAUGUGAUAGUUACUAUAAUUGUCCUGCCAGCACUACGUGCUGCUGCGUCUAUGAGUAUGGAAAGUAUUGCUUUGCCUGGGGAUGCUGUCCUCUUGAGGCUGCCACCUGCUGUGAAGACCACUACAGUUGUUGCCCUCACGACUAUCCCGUCUGUAACAUUGACGCUGGCACCUGUCUUAUGAGCAAGGACAGCCCGUUUGGAGUAAAGGCAAUGAAGCGUACUCCAGCUAAACCCUAUUGGGCAUAUGGAGAGAAGAACAAGAGAAUCAGUGCUUGAGCCAAUGGAUGAAUAAUGGAAGAGUGGAUGGCCUAGUCAAAGGAGGAUGGAGGAGCCUAUUACAUAUUCUUUUCCUUGGGACUCAUCAUCGUACUGCCCAGUAGACGGUCAUCUCUGACAUUUAGAUGCCAACUGAUGAAUGCUUUAUGAAAUUUCAGGAUGUAUUUUCCUGGUGUAAAUAGCCUUAUAUUUAUGGUUGCAUUGCUUUCGAACAAAAUAUUUACUUCGUGACCUUCGAACUUAAGUAGCUUCUGUAAUCAGUCACCGGUGGUCAAUGAAUUUCGUUUCCAUGCA